Messenger RNA from Vicia faba (fava bean), 357 nucleotides. Lineage: Eukaryota; Viridiplantae; Streptophyta; Magnoliopsida; Fabales; Fabaceae. The record is from the annotation of a GenBank genome assembly.
AUGGGGCGUGCCUUAGAAGAACCCAUUUGUUAUCGAGCUUUAUUAUUGGGAAUAACAAAAACAUCUCUGAAUACUCAAAGUUUCAUAUCUGAAGCGAGUUUUCAAGAAACUGCUAGAGUUUUAGCAAAAGCCGCUCUUCGGGGUCGUAUUGAUUGGUUGAAAGGUCUUAAAGAGAAUGUUGUUUUAGGGGGGAUGAUACCCGUUGGUACCAGAUUCAAAAGAAUAAUGCACCGUUCACGGUCAAGGCAACAUAACAAGAUUACCCGGGAAAAAAAAUUAUUCGAAGUAGAAAUUAAAAAUCUUUUGUUCCAUCACAGAAAAUUCUUUGAUUUUUAUCAUUUCAAAGAAUUUAUGUGA